UAAGAGUCGGCAUAGCCGCGCCUCUCAUCAAGUAAAUACGUGCGUUGGAAUGUGAACGCAUCGCCGAAUUAGAUUUUUCUGAACAAUCCCAAUCCUACAGCUAAUCCUCAAGAGUUGAUAAGGUCACAGUACUAAAAAGUAGAACCUGAGACUUGUCGGCCGGUCCUCGUUGUGUGUUGCCGGUACCGUAAUUAUACAUUCAAAGCCAGGGAGCCAGUUGUAUUUGGCUGCCGGGUCUCUGAAGACGUCUUACCCUGUUUCUUCACUUUUCGAGUAGACUCUGAUAAUCUCUAUUUCCCACACACCGAAGCCAUCUAAAUAUCUCCAAAGGGGUGCGAAUGGGUAGGCUGGGUUAGACGAACAUAGAUAAGGUUAGACUAGGUUAAGUUAGUUACAUUUAGUUAGGUUCCUUGGCUCUCGGUCAGCGGAGGUAUCAGAAUGAAUACGGCGUGUGGGCGAUUUUUCCUAUCGUAUCUUCGUCUGAACCAAAAACUGUACGCGAAUAUUCCGGCGGGCAGUCGUUGCUUUGGAGGUUCCACCGAGUAUGAGAAUAAGCGAGCGGUCGUUCUUCAGGAGGUCGCAAAGAAUGUUAAUCCUUUUGGUAAGGUGGUCGUCGAGGUACCUUGCGACGUUGAAAUUCGACCCACCGACUUCGAAAGGUAUCCUGAUAUGAAUACCCUCCUCGUCCGUGUCCUGGUUGUUGAAGACUCUGCCGUGGAGAACCGGCCCUCUAGUCUUAUCUCUGUCGAAGUAAAUGACCGCGAAGUCUGGGAAGUCAAAGGAGAUACGCCGAUUCCCGCCAAUGCCAAAUGCCUCAUAGAGUCACCAAUCCGGUUUGAUGUUGAUGUCCGGGCAGCCGGUAUGAGCAGCGUCAAUGUUUCUGGCAUGGUAUCAGACUCGAUCAUAGUAAGAACCGCGGCGGGUAAUAUAACUGGGGAGAAGUUGCAAGCGAGUCAAAUGAUACUGUCGUCUGACGAUGGUGGUUCCGUUACUCUGCGUCGCACUCUUCAAGGAAAUAUUGAAAUCAACACUGUCGACAGAGGGACAGUUCGUGCCGAUAAAUUUUUGGGCACGGAUUUAAAGGUGUCCACAGAAAACGGGGAUGUCGACAUAGGCAGCAGUUACUGUACCAAUUCAUAUUUCACCACUGAGAACGGUAAUCUUACCCUGAACAACCUCCACAUGGAUUCUACCAUCGACAUACCGGGAAACGGAGGAUUGAAUAUACUUUGUCUAGACGGAUCCUUGGAUGCGAAGUUGAAUACAGGACCCUCCAGGGUACGUGUUGUUCGUUUAUCGGCUAAUUCCAGCAUAUCCUCGUCAGGCGAUGUCAACCUCGUAGUACCCGAACAAAAUGACAUACAGUUAAACCUGAAGGCUGGCAGACUCGAUGUCGAUGGUAGUAUAAACGGUAUGGAAGAGCACACCCGCAAUGUUCAGCGGUUUAAAACUUUUAAGGGAGAUACCUCUCUCGAUGUAAUGUCGGAUAAAAGUAUCAAGGUAAGUAAAGCGAGCUGGGCAGACACUUUGAACCUUGGAAGGCUCCUGCGCUAGGCUUACCUCUUGAGAACAAUGAGCGACUACACGUUGAAGCAUAACAAUAAUAAAACUAUGAGAAAAAAAUGUUUAUUUUCAUUUAUAUUUUUAUAUCAAGUUUUUCACAUAUAUACGUAGGACAUUAAAGACAAUCAUCGUCGUCGAUUGAUUGCGUGCCAUUCCAAAUGGUGCAUAUGCAUGUACGAUACCUACCUUGCGUCUUGUGAACGCCGAUAUAUACCUAAGCGUGAAUCUCUGUAAUACUGACGCGACUGUUGAAUAAAAGUAUUUCUGUUUGUCAAA
Messenger RNA from Neodiprion fabricii, 1839 nucleotides. RefSeq names its product protein FAM185A-like. The transcript has 4 exons. Lineage: Eukaryota; Metazoa; Arthropoda; Insecta; Hymenoptera; Diprionidae. The record is from RefSeq and is a predicted model, not a curated record. The coding region runs from base 439 to 1554 and encodes 371 amino acids.